Carlito syrichta (Philippine tarsier) is the source of this 1250-nucleotide messenger RNA. RefSeq names its product gamma-aminobutyric acid type A receptor gamma3 subunit (gene GABRG3). Gene Ontology annotation, biological process: signal transduction; nervous system process; gamma-aminobutyric acid signaling pathway. Gene Ontology annotation, cellular component: postsynapse; dendrite membrane; neuron projection. The record is from RefSeq and is a predicted model, not a curated record. Gene Ontology annotation, molecular function: GABA-gated chloride ion channel activity; GABA-A receptor activity; transmitter-gated monoatomic ion channel activity involved in regulation of postsynaptic membrane potential. Bases 76 to 885 code for a protein of 269 amino acids. The transcript is spliced from 5 exons. NCBI's taxonomy places the organism in Eukaryota, Metazoa, Chordata, Mammalia, Primates, Tarsiidae.
UUCAUGAUUUAGUAAAGUAUAUCUUCGAGUGCUAAUAUUUGUUCUGCAUUUUUAGAUGGCUAUCCCAAAGAAGAAAUGAUUUAUAGAUGGAGAAAAAAUUCUGUUGAGGCAGCUGAUCAGAAAUCAUGGCGGCUUUACCAGUUUGACUUCAUGGGCCUCAGAAACACUACAGAAAUUGUGACAACAUCUGCAGGUGAUUAUGUUGUCAUGACUAUAUAUUUUGAGUUGAGUAGAAGAAUGGGAUACUUCACUAUUCAGACAUACAUUCCCUGUAUACUGACUGUGGUUUUAUCUUGGGUGUCAUUUUGGAUCAAAAAAGAUGCUACACCAGCAAGAACAGCAUUAGGCAUCACCACGGUGCUGACCAUGACCACCCUGAGUACAAUCGCCAGGACUUCAUUGCCACGUGUGUCCUACGUGACUGCCAUGGAUCUUUUUGUGACUGUGUGCUUCCUGUUUGUCUUUGCUGCGUUGAUGGAGUAUGCCACCCUCAACUACUACUCAAGUUGUAGAAAACCAGCUACCACUAAGAAGUCCACAUCGUUAUUGCAUCCAGAUUCCUCAAGAUGGAUCCACGAGCGAAUAAGCCUACAAGCCCCCUCCAACUAUUCUCUCCUGGAGAUGAGGCCACCACCACCUGCGAUGAUCACUUUAAACAAUUCCGUGUACUGGCAGGAAUUGGAAGACACCUGUGUCUAUGAGUGUCUGGACGGAAAAGACUGCCAGAGCUUCUUCUGCUGCUAUGAAGAGUGCAAAUCAGGGUCUUGGAGAAAAGGACGUAUUCACAUAGACAUCUUGGAGCUGGACUCAUACUCCCGGGUCUUUUUCCCUACGUCCUUCCUGCUCUUUAACCUGGUCUACUGGGUUGGAUACCUGUAUCUCUAGAUGUUGCUGCUAGACAUGAGUAAAGAGUGUUUGGUUCAUACUCUUGACCUUCCAUCAUCCCCAGACCAGUAGUGACCAAUUGGGAAUGGCAAGGAAGAACAUUGCUCAGCUGGUCUUAUGCUAUUUAUAACCUCUCAGCAGCACCGGAAGUAUCUGGAAAAGGGUUCUAUUAUGUAUUUCACAUGUGCACAUGUGUGCGCGCACACAUACACCCACACACACACGCAUUGAGUUUUAAAGUGAUAUUCUUGCUAAUCAAUCUAUAGCUUGGUGAAGUGUCUGGAUGGUUUAGGGACAUUGAUAUCAGAAACAGCUGUUGGUUAUCCUUGUAAAGAAAUCUGUAAAACAGGCAAGCAAACAUCUGA